UUAAAAUCCCAAUCAAAUUAACUCCUCCGAAUCAAAUACUAUCAAAUAGCAGUGGUACACGUACACCUGGUAACGGACAGAUAUUCUUGGUUCACUGUCGCAGACAGACAAUGCCCAUCAUCUCUCCUCGCUUCUUCUCUCUCUCACGCGUUCAGCUAGCGACACUGCAGCAAAGCCUAAACAAUCCACAUGGAAGGUUGAGAUUCAUCACGCCGUCAUACAGCUCCAGCUUUUGUGUAACUCAGAUCCCCUGGGGCACUCAGGAAGUUUCAUCAGAUAGAUAUAGACUUGGUGGUUUUAGGAGUUUUUGUACUGUAAAAGAUUUGUCAACCAAGAAAUGUGUGCCAUGCAAUUCAGACACGUUGAAAGCCAUGACCGAAGAAGCUGCAAAUACAUUAAUUGGCCAGGUCCCUGAAUGGAACCUGAUCAAUCAAGAUGGCAUCUUAAAGCUUCAAAGAUCAUGGAAAGCGAAGACUUUUAUGAAAGGGCUGGAGUUUUUUCAAGCUGUAGCUGAUGUUGCGGAAGCAGAAGGUCAUCACCCGGAUCUUCAUCUUGUUGGAUGGAACAACGUGAAAAUAGAUAUCUGGACACAUUCUGUAGCUGGACUGACGGAAAAUGAUUUUAUACUUGCUGCAAAGAUCAGUGGGCUAAACUUGCCUCACCUUCUACGCAAACAAGCUGGUAAAUGAGCAGGUGUACAAAUUUCUCAGGAAGCGAAUGUUAAGUAAUACCUAUGGAAGUGUAACCACCUGAGAUAUGAUGGAUUAAUGUUUAAUAUAGAAGUUGACAUGACUGGUAAUAAAUUUUAAACUCUUGUCCGUGUUUGAAUUUAUAUUUGUCAUUCUUUUGAUUUUAA
This is a messenger RNA of Daucus carota subsp. sativus, 856 nucleotides long. RefSeq names its product pterin-4-alpha-carbinolamine dehydratase 2, mitochondrial. The transcript is spliced from 7 exons. Gene Ontology annotation, cellular component: mitochondrion. The coding region runs from base 111 to 689 and encodes 192 amino acids. The record is from RefSeq and is a predicted model, not a curated record. Gene Ontology annotation, molecular function: 4-alpha-hydroxytetrahydrobiopterin dehydratase activity. NCBI's taxonomy places the organism in Eukaryota, Viridiplantae, Streptophyta, Magnoliopsida, Apiales, Apiaceae. Gene Ontology annotation, biological process: tetrahydrobiopterin biosynthetic process.